Laccaria bicolor S238N-H82 is the source of this 816-nucleotide messenger RNA. RefSeq lists its product as uncharacterized. Gene Ontology annotation, cellular component: cytoplasmic exosome (RNase complex); nucleolus; nuclear exosome (RNase complex). NCBI's taxonomy places the organism in Eukaryota, Fungi, Basidiomycota, Agaricomycetes, Agaricales, Hydnangiaceae. The record is from RefSeq and is a predicted model, not a curated record. The coding region runs from base 1 to 768 and encodes 255 amino acids. Gene Ontology annotation, biological process: rRNA catabolic process; poly(A)-dependent snoRNA 3'-end processing; nuclear mRNA surveillance. The transcript is spliced from 6 exons.
AUGCAAUCUGGGUUUGACCGAAGGAGAAUCAAUGGACCUGAGGAAAGCAACCCUCCAAUCUUUGAAGACGAAGAAACCCCCACAUGGAACGUUGGAAUGCCCAGGAGGAAUAGGGCUUCUGUUGAUAUCAGACCCAUCUUCCUCCAGCCAGGAUUAAUCAACCAAGCCACCGGUUCUGCCUACAUAGAAACCCAAAAUACAAAGAUCGCCUGUGCCGUCUUUGGCCCUCGACAGGCAAAAAACGUCGCUUUCAACGAAAAAGGACGCUUGAAUGUGGAUGUCAAAUUCGCACCUUUUUCAUGCGAUCGUCGCCGAGCACCUAUGCGUGAUGCGGAGGAUAGGUCCAUCGCAAUGGCAAUACACCAAGCCAUCAGCUCAUCUGUGCGCUUGGACGUGCUCCCAAAGUCGGUCAUUGAUAUUUUUAUAACCAUUGUUGAGUCGGAUGGCAUUGAAGGUUGCGUUGCCGCGGGUGUCAUCGUGGCCAGCACUGCUCUAACAGACGCCGGAAUUGAGAUCUUUGGGCUUGUGGCUUCUUGUUCAGCGGCAGCGGUGGGGGAAGAUAUCUGGUUGGAUCCAUCUUUGAGGGAAUCGCAAGAAUCAAGAGGAACCCUCGUACUAUCCUGCAUGCCUGCUUUGUCGACAGUAUCAAGCAUCUGGCAGACGGGAAAUAUGAAUACUGGUGACGUCCUUGCGUGUAUGGACGCUUGUAACAGUCGCUGUACGGACAUACAUUCUGUGAUCGCGCAAGUGUUGUUAGACAGUAUUUAACCGAUAAUUUAUGCGUGCUAGGCGGCCACUAUCAUGUAUUUCUUUCUG